AUGCACCAGUCAAGUGACCAGCCUAACAUCAAGAUCAGUGUAAAAAAGAUAAAAUAUGCACUGAACUCUUAUGCUGACCUGAUGUUCCUAAUCCCACCGGGAUUCAAAGUGAAUGAUCCUUCACCUCCAAAAUUCCUUAUCUUCUUCAACAAUAUAUCAGACUUGAUCAGUGCAGCAUGCAUCUUGUGGCAUCAGUUUCCUUCCUACAAGGAAGAAGAGCUUGGAAAGCUCAUAAAGUGGUGA
This is a messenger RNA of Pisolithus orientalis, 243 nucleotides long. RefSeq lists its product as uncharacterized. The coding region runs from base 1 to 243 and encodes 80 amino acids. The transcript is spliced from 2 exons. Lineage: Eukaryota; Fungi; Basidiomycota; Agaricomycetes; Boletales; Pisolithaceae. The record is from RefSeq and is a predicted model, not a curated record.